Messenger RNA from Hippocampus comes (tiger tail seahorse), 1257 nucleotides. Its product is annotated as voltage-dependent P/Q-type calcium channel subunit alpha-1A-like. Gene Ontology annotation, biological process: calcium ion import across plasma membrane; chemical synaptic transmission. Gene Ontology annotation, cellular component: voltage-gated calcium channel complex; membrane; neuronal cell body. Bases 121 to 960 code for a protein of 279 amino acids. Gene Ontology annotation, molecular function: high voltage-gated calcium channel activity. The transcript is spliced from 4 exons. Lineage: Eukaryota; Metazoa; Chordata; Actinopteri; Syngnathiformes; Syngnathidae. The record is from RefSeq and is a predicted model, not a curated record.
GUGGGGAAACCGAACAAAUGUCUUGACCCCUUUUGACACCAUGAUCGUUGCCUUUUUUAUUUGUCCAAAACCGUAGCCCGAAUAUCAAACCUUCACCCUUGCCCCCUUCUGUACAGCUCCAUGUGGCCCCGCGGCCACCAGAACCGUGGCGGCUCAGCCGCGGGGUGGCCCCCGCCGGCACCGCGCCGCCCGCCCCCCAUCAGCGGCAGCAGCGUGGCGCCCAACCCCACAUACUUCCACGCCCUGUACGACGUGGGAGCCGACCGCUACGGGGGGCCGCCCUUGGUCGGCGACACCUCCGUCCCGUCGGUGCGCAGGAGGGGGGCGUUGGUGGUCCAUCGUGACGUCAUCUUGGCCCACCAGGAGCACAAGAGGCUCAACACGCCCAAGGCCAGGAGGAAGCAGUGGGAAAUGGCGCGCUUCGGGGACGAGCUCCCCAACAGGUACGGAGGAGGACAGGGGGGACAAGGAGGAGGCGGCGGCGGCGGGCAAGGAGGCGGAGGAGGCGCCGGCCGAGGGGGCAGCCGCCAAGGGGGCGCCCCCGGGGCGCAGCGGAUCUACAAGCAGUCCAUGGCUCAGAGGGCCCGAACCAUGGCCCUGUACAACCCCAUCCCCGUGCGGCAGAGCUGCCUGACCGUCAACCGCUCGCUCUUCAUCUUCAGCGAGGACAACCUGGUGAGGAAGUACGCCAAAAAGAUCACCGAAUGGCCUCCUUUCGAAUGGAUGAUCCUCACCACAAUCAUCGCAAACUGCAUCGUGCUGGCGCUGGAGCAGCACCUGCCCGACGACGACAAGACGCCUCUGUCCGAGCGACUGGAGGACACGGAGCCCUACUUCAUCGCCAUCUUCUGCUUUGAGUCGGGUAUCAAGAUCCUGGCGCUGGGCUUCGCGCUGCACAAGGGCUCGUACCUGCGCAACGGCUGGAACGUCAUGGACUUCGUGGUCGUGCUCACCGGGUGAGUUGGCGCCGUCGCCGGUUUUCUUUUCAGCGUUUUAGCCGGGGGGGCCUGCGUGUGUGAUUUCAAACGGGAUUGCCUUCAUUUUCGAAGGGUUUUCGAAGAGCAAGGCAACCGUCUGCUUUGCAAUCAUAUAUUCUGUGUUCCCCCGCUAGUCUAAAAACUCUAUUCUGAUUACUGUUUAUUUAUAUAGUUUUUGGGGGUCGGCGGAUGACAAGUCACCCCGCUAUAAAAUCCGAGUAGCGCUCAGACCGGCACCUAAACACCCUAUUCCCGAAACACGUUGGCGGCGGCGAACGAG